Amblyraja radiata (thorny skate) is the source of this 1098-nucleotide messenger RNA. RefSeq names its product cyclin N-terminal domain containing 1 (gene cntd1). Gene Ontology annotation, biological process: reciprocal meiotic recombination. The transcript has 8 exons. Gene Ontology annotation, cellular component: site of double-strand break. The record is from RefSeq and is a predicted model, not a curated record. NCBI's taxonomy places the organism in Eukaryota, Metazoa, Chordata, Chondrichthyes, Rajiformes, Rajidae. Bases 4 to 1098 code for a protein of 364 amino acids.
AAGAUGAUGAUGAUGACGACGAGGGUGGUGGUUGUGAGGGUGGACGAGAGCCGGGCGUGUGGGCCGCAGACGCCCGAGCUGGCCUUCGUCGCCGCCUCCCCCGAGAUGCUGGAGGAGUUCCUGGUGGACGUGGCGAAGGAGAAUGAAAACCACCUGCUGAAGCUGCCCCAACACGCCGGCAGCUUCAAAAAGUUAAGAUUAAUAGAAUUUGUUUUCCUUCUCUGUGAACAAUUGGGCCUUCAUCAUGUGACUAGAUACCAAGCAGUGGAAAUAUUAGACAGGUUUAUGAUUCAAUACAUUGAUAAACUUUAUUCAUCUACGUGCCCAGGUUCUGACAAAGACACAGAAAAAAAUGAUUGGACAUUAACACAGAUUACAAUCCAAGAACACUUUGUUCUACGAAUCAUGUCUUGUGUCCAAAUAGCAAGCAAGAUCUCAUUCCAUUAUCAGAUUGUUAAUAAUGAUAUGGCACUUAAAUUUCUUCAGUCUCUUGGUUAUUCAUACAAAAGGGAAGACCUUCUGGAUUCAGAGCUCCUUGUUCUCAAAACUCUAAACUUUCAAGUCAAUGUUCCUACCCCUUUUACUCACACUGAAAUACUAUUAGAAGUGAUGGGUAAGUAUGAAUUUCAUAAUGUGUAUUUGUUUGAUUGUACGUGUGAAAAGUCACUAGAAAUAACAUGUUUUUACAAAGUUAUUAACACAUUCUUUACAUUUAAUUGUUUUGAGCAUAAUUUAAUGUUAUUUUUAGGGUAUAAUGAUCCAUCAGUUCCAGUUAAGUACCUGCACAAUAUUUCUCUGAAGGUGCUGACAUUUGUUUACUUAAUGAGGAACACUAUCUAUGAAAAUUUAUUAAAAAUUGCUAUUGAAAAUUCUACACCGACUGACCUCCAGAGAGCAAAAUUUUUGUCCGUAAAGGAAGAUUGCAUGCUCUUAGCCGUUGGAGUUAUUGGAACAAGUGCUUUCAUACUGAACUAUACACCAUGGUGCAAGGUUGUACAGCAACUUGCCUCGAUUAGUGGUGUAACAGAAGAAAGUAUCUCCGAAUUUUCUCAAGUAAUAUUAAAACAAAUUUUUCCAGGAGCAAGCCAUUUGAAAUAA